CUUUGGCUGCUGUUAAUGCUCCAGCUUUGUUGCUGGCAGGGUGUCAGUAGCUGUGAGGCUGGUAUAGGCUGGGCACUGUGAGUGAGUGUGUGUUUGGUGCUGAUGUGCCCGCGUGGUUCUGAGUGGGGUGGGUGACAGUCUGCCUAGAAACUGUUGGUGUUUUAAGUUCCUGCCUAGAAACUGUUGCUUGAAAUUCCAGCAGAGUUGGAACUGGACCAAGCAUGCAUUGCUCUGUGGCUGUGCCUGUGGUAAAGGCAACUCUGAUGUUACCAGAGGCAAAAUUAAUUGCCAUGUCUUUGAAGGCUUGUCUAAAGAAAUGACAAAAGCGGGGAGAUUGUAGAAGAGUUGACUGGGAGAAAGAAUUCCUUCCUGGCCUGUUAUAAUGGAGCAUAAUGGCUGCUGGAGAUUGCACAGCAAUUGCUGAGAUACUAAGGAAUCAGGCACGUGGAACCAUGUCUGGAAAACCCAAGCUGCACUACUUCAAUGGACGAGGUCGAAUGGAACCAAUUCGGUGGCUGCUGGCAGCAGCUGGGGUUGAGUUUGAAGAAUCCUACCUGGAAAAAAAGGAGGAUCUGACAAAGUUACGGAAAGACGGAUCCCUGCUCUUCCAGCAAGUGCCAAUGGUAGAGAUCGAUGGGAUGAAGCUGGUGCAGACCAGAGCCAUCUUGAACUACAUAGCAACGAAGUACAACCUCUAUGGGAAGGACCUGAAGGAGAGAGCCCUAAUCGAUAUGUACGUGGAAGGAUUGUUUGAUCUGAAUGAGCUACUCAUGAUGCAUGUAUACCUACCAGCAGACCAACAAGAUCAAAAUUUUGCUAAUAUGAUGGACAAGGCUGAAAACAGAUACUUCCCUGUCUUUGAGAAGGUUUUGAAAGACCAUGGAAAAGACUUUCUUGUUGGCAACCAGCUGAGCAAGGCAGAUGUUCAGUUACUUGAAGUCAUUUUAAUGGUAGAGGAGGACAAACCUGAUAUUCUUGCUAAAUUUCCUCUCUUGCAGAGCUUCAAAGCAAGAAUAAGCAAUAUCCCCACCAUAAAGAAAUUCCUGCAGCCUGGCAGCCAGAGAAAACCUCCAACACGACCGGAAGAAGUACCCGACGUGAUGAAAAUUUUUGACCCCUGAGCUGCACCCUAAAGCCACACAUGCUAUAUUUCAUUGUGUUUGCUGAUAGUGGCAAAGUCAAAUUAAUGGAAAGAGUAAAAAAACGAUUUUUUGAUCUCUCUUUCCUUAGCUACAGGACUGGUUUUAGCCUCCUGCAGACUCUUCCAGGUAAUACUACAUGAGCCUACUUGCAAAGGAAAUAGCUCAGUGAUUAGGAUGUAUAUUAUAAAACACAGGAUGCCUUAAAUAACUAAAUAGAAUACCUGAAAUAAAGUUUUAGUAUUGAUAUUAAAA
Molecule: messenger RNA, 1394 nt
Organism: Catharus ustulatus (Swainson's thrush)
Lineage: Eukaryota; Metazoa; Chordata; Aves; Passeriformes; Turdidae
Product: glutathione S-transferase-like
Exons: 7
Coding region: 393-1121 (242 amino acids)
Biological process (GO): glutathione metabolic process; xenobiotic metabolic process
Molecular function (GO): glutathione transferase activity
Source: RefSeq, a predicted model, not a curated record